CCAGGCUAUAGUGUCACAGAACUCAUACCAAGGAACCUCCCCAGACCUACCUAUAUUUACUUGCAGAGUAGAUGGAUCAUGGAACAAUGAAGGAAUCAUGAGUGGAGUCGGAUGAAUUUUACGACUCCAAGAUGGAUCAAUAGACUUUCUCUGCUUUCAAGGUUGCCAUAAGUUAAUUUCGUCACUACAUACCGAGCUAAAGAGUUUAGUAUAGACAUUGAAAUGUUUAUCUCGCCAUCAGCGGUCCUACGAUUACUUUGUUACGGAUUCCCAAGAAUUAGUCAAAAUGAUCACAACGCUAGAAGAAUAAUCAGUUUUUGCAGCUGAACUUAAUGAGUUUAAAUCUCUAUGGGCAUCCUACGAACGGAAAAGUGGUUUAUCAACCCAGAUCCAAUAACACUCAAGCGGACUUCUUUGCAAGGCUCGCUCGAACAAGGAACCGUUUUUUCUCGUAUGUUAACACGUUGAUGCUUUAUUGGAUUGGAUAGACACUAGAAACUUGUCAUUCGCGGAUUCGUGCUAAGUAUUUUCUUAGUUCUCUUAUUGUGAUAAAAAAAAGCUAUAGCUCUGAUCGAACAUUCCACAAAGGCUACAUCGAUGAGACCACAUUUUCUCCAUCGAAAACCCGGAACUGAAAUCUCUGUUUCUGUCAUGGAAUGUCUUACAAGAUAGUUCACAGGCUCUAGAAGAGUGGAAGGUAACCACAAUCUGACCAUUUUCAUGCAACUAUAUAUCUUUUUAUUACAUUUGUACUUAUGUAUAUGGACUAUGGUGAGCACAAACAAACUAAGAGUUGUAGGCAGAAGUUAGGUGUGUUAACGUUUUUUCGUUUGUACAUCUUACCUCCAAUAAAAUCAACAUCACUUUCUCAACCUAGUAGGCCACAUAAGUCAAUUACUAUCUAAAAAUGAACAAAACGCGUUUAAGUUAUUAUUUACAUAAGUCUCAUCAUUUGUUUCCCCAUAUCUGUCUUGCAUGGAAACCACAUCAAAACUUCCUGUUUAAUAUUGUGGUUUCUUGUUCUCCUUUCUUUUUGCCUAAGUGAGCAAUUGCCAACUAAUUUGUUUUAGAAAGAUUGAUUAAUCAUUUUCAACCUCUUUAUAAGAAAACACUUAAGAUGUGUUAAAAUCUUGAAACCAAAAGUCUACAAAUUAAAUCAUCUCCAGCAACAAUGGGAAAUGUUCUAAAGCCUCUUACGGAAGAUCCUCUUUCAUUUGCUUACGAGCCUCUCCUCAGCUCACCAAGUUGGUUUACAUAUCUCUGUUUUAAGAGCAUUUUUACAUAUAGUAAUAAUAUUAAAAUACGUCGUUCAAUAUGUAUCAAAGUGGAUAAAGAAAAUGAGGAUCUGAGAGUCUUCAGCGUCACGGAACUGAAGAAAGCAACGAACAACUUCAGAAAAGACAGGGUCGUACAUGAAGAGGAUGGCUCUGUUCGAACAUUCUACAAGGGCUCCAUCGAUGACACCUCAUCAAGAACUAAAAAAAGAAUCUCUGUUUUUGUCAUGGAAUGUCUUCAAGAUAGUUUAGAGGCUAUAGAAGCGUGGAAGGUAAGCAAAGAAGAGGUGAAGUCUCUAGGAGAACAUUCUCAUCCAAACAUAGUAACAUUUUUGGGUUACUGUUGUGAAGAUAAAAAAUCACUAUUGGUAUUCGAAUACUUGCACCAAGGAACUUUGGAUCAUCACAUUAACGGAACAGAGAAAGAGGUCUUGUCAUGGGAAACACGGGUUAAGAUAGCCAUUGGAAUAGCUAAAGGUGUUGCAUUUCUCCACUCAUUCUACAACUCGUCGCUAUAUUUUGAACUCAGAAUGCAUAACAUUAUGCUUGAUGAGGAAUACAAUGCAAAACUGUUUUACCUUGAAACAGACAAAAAAUGUCUGGAAAAUUGCUUGACUAUUUAUGGACAUAGAUACAUGCCUCAUGAAUGUCUGGUGUCAGGUUGUUUUAAAAUGGAUACCGAUGUUUACGCAUUUGGUGUGAUUUUGCUUGAGCUUUUUACUUGUUCGAAAGAUGAGGACUUGCUUGCGCAUUUACUUGCUUUGAGAAAUGGAGCAAAAAAGUUGGAGAAGAAUAAAAGCUUAGAUGUUAGGGAGACUAGACCGUUCUUGUUUACGGAAAUAAUUGAUCCUCGACUUGAGGGUGAUUAUCCUGUGAAUGCGGCAAUGCAGAUGGGCACACUCAUCCAAAGAUGUACCAAGUGCUUGCCUACACGACCGUCCAUGCAACAAGUUUUAGAUGUUCUGAAUGAUAUUGCAGAGAUUAACUAGUAUCGAUAUGAUUUGUCCUUGUCUUGCUUUAGUUUUGAAAGCUUGAAUAAAACAAAAAACUAUGUUUUGUUAUGCCCGUGGCUGUACACGUUACUGACGAUCAUUGAUUCAUUGUCUAUGAUGCGACUUUGAUCUU
Brassica rapa (field mustard) is the source of this 2399-nucleotide messenger RNA. RefSeq names its product putative inactive serine/threonine-protein kinase At5g11400. Gene Ontology annotation, biological process: protein phosphorylation. Gene Ontology annotation, molecular function: ATP binding; protein kinase activity. The record is from RefSeq and is a predicted model, not a curated record. Lineage: Eukaryota; Viridiplantae; Streptophyta; Magnoliopsida; Brassicales; Brassicaceae.